CAUAGCGUGAGACGUCUAUUGUUUGCUAAUCAAAUAUUAGCAGUGUUGACGCCUGUUGUGUGACGCGCAAUUGUUAGUUUAUCAACUAAAGUGACAAUUUGAGCGGAACUCAUGAUCUGCCCAUGCUCUCGUCGUGAAGUUCAGCCAUGGACGGUCCUUACGUAUUCACAAACUUCCUACGCCUGCUUUUUGCCUUGUUUCUCAUAGCCCAAGGCAUUCUAUUGGACCAGUACCUCGUUCAGUUCGUCCACCCGGCAUUCUACUCCUUUCUGGUACUAUAUCUCGUCGCGUUUAUUGUCUGGGUGUUGUUUACUGUUGGUAAAAUCAAGAUUAACUAUUUGUGGACGGUGUGGGCCGCGUAUAGCUGCCUUGCACUGGUCCCAAUGCUUGCUACGAUAUUAGGGACCGUGAUCUACGCGUAUGACCAGCGCGUCAUGACGAUGAUCAAUGCUAACGGCUCAUCAGGACACGUUACUGACACAGUAGGCUACCUUACCAGGAACGAGUUCUUCGGCCCUAAUGUCCUCAAGGUAACACUUUGCAUCUCGCCUUUGCUAUUCCUACUCCUCCUCACUACAACACCCGAGCAAACCAACCGCAACGCAGUCGUGAACCUGUGCAUGAUGGGCACUUUAGAAUUGUUCGACGGUAUUGAGAUGCUGGAGGUGUUUAUAGGCCAUAAUCAGGAGCACACCGUCCCGUCGUGGCUCAAGACCCUCAUCGCUUGCUUCGUCUGCUUCAGUUUCUUCGUCUCGCCUCUGGAGAUAGUCGAGAGUAAGGUGGAUCAGUGUGGGGUUUGGAAGAGGCGUCGUCGUAUAUUCGUAUUGUACGCGUUACUUCAGGCCUUGCUGGUGAAUGGUGCCUAUCUAGUGAUCAGGCUGUCGCUAUGGCUGGUCUAUCAUCUGGAAGCUUCUAUUUUCAUCGCUAAGAAUGCCAUUACUAUUAUGAUCACCCUCUUCGAGGUGUUCACUGCAUGCAAGUGCUUUGGCUUUGGCCAGGAGCUGCCUCACGAACACAAGCAGGAGUGCACUGAUGGGAAAAAGAAACGAGUGAAAAAGGGGGAGACUGCCGCAUAGCACUUCCGGACAAAAAAUGUAACGCCACACGUUAAAGCAUGUCACGCAAUCUUAGAAAGUGCUGUUUACUACUUCCGGUUUGGAAAAGUAACGCAACACGCUCAAACAUCACACAAUCUCACAAGACAAUUCAUAUGGAAGUUUUAAAAUGGAUCAUCUUAGGUUUAUCAGUAAAUGCACAUUUUUUUACAUGGAGCCAAAAUACAUGGAUAAAUGUGCAAUCUACAAAGCACAUGUAAAAAGCAAGAGAGCACAAAACACAAUUGACCAUACAGCUUUAUUUUGUUAAAUAGUUUAUAAUUUGUUUUACUUAAGAAUAUCCAUAGAUCCUCAUUCAACAUGUCUCAUGGAAUAAUUUAGGAAAAAUAAGAAUCUCAUAAAUAAUGUAUAAAGCAUGUCCCAUUACCAUUAUAAAAUGACCGACGGUGCAUCUCUUUAAAAAAAACUGUUAACAAAAAUAAAAACCCCACUGAA
Molecule: messenger RNA, 1550 nt
Organism: Nematostella vectensis (starlet sea anemone)
Lineage: Eukaryota; Metazoa; Cnidaria; Anthozoa; Actiniaria; Edwardsiidae
Exons: 1
Coding region: 147-1076 (309 amino acids)
Source: RefSeq, a predicted model, not a curated record